Messenger RNA from Ceratitis capitata (Mediterranean fruit fly), 516 nucleotides. RefSeq lists its product as uncharacterized. Bases 52 to 420 code for a protein of 122 amino acids. The transcript has 3 exons. The record is from RefSeq and is a predicted model, not a curated record. Lineage: Eukaryota; Metazoa; Arthropoda; Insecta; Diptera; Tephritidae.
AAAGAAUUUUGAAUAAAAAAACUCUUUAAAUUCCAUAAAAGACAAAAAACAAUGGAUUUCAAAACAAUUCUUCGCAUUGUCGAACUGGUAGUAUGCGUGGUUCUCUUAGUGCUUUGGUAUGCGUUGACGACGUACGCGUCCAGGGUGAUGAUUAUUUGUGGCACCAUAUUCGGUUUCACCAUAAUCUGUUCGGUACUCUUGGCACGCGAAUUCUUUGACUUCAAUGAUACCUUAAUCUAUUUAUUGAUCGGUGCUAUUCUCUUUCUCAUCUGCGGUGGUGUAACUGUGGCCACUUUGCCAGACAGCAGCGAUGGAAAGCUUUCAUAUUUUAUUGCAACGGCUCUUUUCAUAGCGAAUGGCGUAAUUUUUCUAAUUGAUUUCAUUAUGGAAUUCAAAGGCAACAGCCAGUCUAUCGAUUAGAAUAAGCUUCGCGAUAAGUAAUUUCCUUGGUUUGAAAUUUCAAUAAGGAAAUUUUAUUUCAAACGGAUUUAUUUCUACUUUGAAUUAUUAAUUAAU